Messenger RNA from Phragmites australis (common reed), 2535 nucleotides. RefSeq lists its product as uncharacterized. The record is from RefSeq and is a predicted model, not a curated record. The transcript has 3 exons. Lineage: Eukaryota; Viridiplantae; Streptophyta; Magnoliopsida; Poales; Poaceae. Bases 193 to 2253 code for a protein of 686 amino acids.
GACCCGAAACUGUGCUCGGCCCCGUUUGAACAUGCCUACUCCUCCCUUCUUCCAAUCCCCCUUUCCACUCCCCCAUCCCAAGACCUCUCCCACUCCUCCCUGUCCCUCUGCCAGCUACAGCCUCUGCCAUGGAGUAGACCCUAAGCGGCUACGCCUCGUCGCGUGCAUGUCCACGCGGGCGCAGACAUAGGCAUGGAACCGCCCGCCGCCGCCUCAGCGGGAGGGGGCGAACUCGCGGAGGCUGUCGCGGAGCCGGUUCUUGGGGCCACAGGUGAGGCGCAAGAGCCCGGGCCCGAGGGCGCGGGGAGCGCUGCCAGCCGAGGCGGCCGCGCGGGGCGGGAGGCGCCGCUGCGGCUGCAGCUGGGGAGGGCGAGGCGGCGGGCCGGGCCCGGCACGCCGGCGCCGUCGUGGAAGAUGGUGGACGAGGAGCCGGAGGGGGAGGGCGAGGGGGCGGUGGCUGCGGGCGCGAGGAGGAGCUCGGCUUCCGCGUCCGCGUCGGCGCGGCAGCUGGGCGCCAGCCUGUGGGAGAUCCACGACGUGGCGCGGGAGGGGCGCCGGAGGCGACGGGGCGGGAGGGGCCUCGCCGACGACGGUCGGGAGGAUGGCGGCGGCGUCAAAGGAGUGGAUCAGCCACAGAGUUCAGGUGGCUUUGGCAGGCAUCUCACAGAUUCAUCAAUGAAACAUCAUAAAUUGCAUCAAGAAAGGAGUCACAGAAUACAGCCUCUCUCUCCUGCAAGUUAUACCAGCUCAGUUGGGGAUUCCACUGUAAAUCGGACUAUUACUCCAACUCGUUCUUUGGAUAUCAAGGGUAGAUCUAGGGGGACAGGUCGUAGCCUCAAAACAUCAACAGAACUAUUGAAGGUUUUAAAUCGAAUUUGGAGCCUGGAAGAACAGCACACUGCCAAUUUCUCUGUGGUUAAUGGAUUGAAAUUGGAGUUACAGCAGGCACAUGCACAUAUUCAUGAACUUAUGCAAGAGAGACGGCAGUACCGUCAUGAAGUUUCAUCACUAUUGAGGCAACUCUCUGAGAACAAACUUGUUAGGAAAAGCAAGGAGCACGGGAAGAUGGAAGAAGCUGUCCAUUCCAUCCAAGGUGAACUACAGGAUGAGAGAUGUCUGAGGAGACAUUCUGAGGACCUCCAGAAGAAGUUAGGCAAGGAUUUAUCUGAGAUAAAAUCGGCGUUUCUAAAGGCAGUCAAGGAUCUUGAGGAGGAAAAGAAAGCAAACCGCCUCUUAGAAGACCUUUGUGAUCAGUUUGCAAUGGGCAUCAGGGACUAUGAGGAGGAAGUCAGGGUGGUAAAGCAAAGAAAUGUACAGAAUUAUGAACCCAACUUUGAUAAAUCAGUGCUCCAUAUUUCAGAAGCAUGGCUUGAUGAGCGAAUGCAAAUGCAAAAUAUAGAUGUCAAGGAAGACUUGGCUCAUAAAACCACAAUAACGGAGAGGCUCAGCAGUGAAAUACAGGCUUUUCUUCUUUCUAAAAGAUCAGGUAGCUCUAAGAAUAAUGAAAAAUACAUGAAUGAUGGUACUAGCUUGCGUCGGCAAUCCCUGGAGUCCGUCCAUUUGAAUGGAGCCACCAGUGCUCCUCAGCUUGCUGAAGACGACGACGACGAUUCUGUUGCUAGUGAUUUGCAUUGCUUUGAACUAGACAUGAAUGGAAAUGGCAUCCAGAACCAUAACUACAUGGGACCUCGCAGAAGUGGCGCAGCCGGCAUGGAUGUACCAAAGAGAAGAUCAGUGCAUCCCCAUGGUAUAGCUGUUGAAGGUUCACGCAUCUCUCGUGUACCAUUUUAUUUACAUAAAGACACCACAAGGUCCAAUAGCAGCAAAAUGCAGCAUGCCACUAAAAUACCAGAAAUCAACUCACAUGGCAAUGCUGGAGUUAUUCCAGCAGAAGAGCAGAAUGGAACCACAAGCACCUACAUUUCUCGAGGAUCUCAGAAUAACUCAUCGAAGAACAACCUGGAGGCUUCGCAUGUUGAUUGUCUGGGGCAGGAAUCCCUGGAUCAUUACUCCCGAACAAGUCUAUUUUGUGAAGGCACUACUUCAGGGGACUUGGGUAAUCUCGGCAGUCCAACACGGCAACUGAACUUCCAAUCCACAUCAUUGGACCCUGAGAUAUCGAAAUGCUCACCUGAACAGCCAGUAGGUGUGAUGGGGAACACAUUGAAGGCAAAAUUACUUCAAGCAAGGCUAGAGGGGCGUCAUGCCCGAUUGAAGGCUUCAGGAGGUUCCUUAACCACCAGGAGGAAAUGAGAGUGCUGCAGAGUGCGGACCGUAGCAAAUUCUGGGAUAUGAUGCCCACACGAGAAAUCAAGGGUGUAAUAUGUGAAUGAUUUCCAACCUUUUGCCGUGUCAAUUGAUUCAGUAUCCUUGUACAUCGCAAGCUGUUCGGUUAUGUGAAUCCUAGCUGCAUAUGUAAAUCAACUCCCUUGUAAAUUAGACUGUUAGUUAGAUGGCCGGCACGCUUUAGGCUAGUAACUCGGUACUUUGAGAAGGGACAUUGGUUAUGGCAUUUCUCUCUUGUUAUCCUCCUGA